CUCUCUCUAACUUUCCCCUUAGAGACUCUUUUUCUCUCCAACUAGGGUUUCCUCGCAGAUACAACGAAAAGAAUCCCAAUAAUUGAAUUGAAAAUCUUCUUGAGGAUUUUUCAUCUCCACUUCUUAUAGUUAAAGACACAAGAGAGAACAUAAAGAAGAUCAAACCAUUCUGAGUAGAUAUCUCGGAGCACUUUCCCUUGUUGCUCCAUUAAAAGGGUAUAUAUAUAAGUAAUAACCAAAAAUGUCAUCAUCCUACUCGAACUACACAAACUCACCGUGCGCAGCAUGCAAGUUCCUACGAAGGAAGUGCACGUCACACUGCGUAUUCGCACCAUAUUUUCCACCAGAGGAACCUUUAAAGUUUGCCAACGUCCACCGGAUCUUUGGGGCAAGCAACGUGAGCAAGAUCCUCCAAGAAGUUGCCCCGCAUCAACGGGAAGACGCGGUGAACUCGCUGGCUUACGAGGCGGAGGCACGGCUAAAAGAUCCAGUGUAUGGCUGCGUAGGGGCCAUCUCGGUGCUUCAAAGAGAGGUCUUGAGGCUGCAAAGGGAGCUAGAGGAGACUAAUGCUGAUCUCAUGAGGUGUGCUAGUUAUCUUGGCGGUGAAGCGGCGUCGGCUUAUGGAGGACGGAGGGGUUGACUAGUCAACGGGUUGUAAAGGCAGGGAGGGUGGAUUGUUGAUGUGAUGAAGGUGAUGAUGAUAUUUUCUUAUGUAUGUGUAUGUAAAUAUAUAUAGAUGUAUGUGUAUGUACAUACAUACUUAUGCGUAUGUGUAAUUAUUAAACUGUAUUUUCUUUUACAUGGCAGGUCAACGAAUAUUUUUGAAUACGUUAAAUAAGUAAAUUAUGAAUUGAUGUACUCAUGUUGGG
Messenger RNA from Eruca vesicaria subsp. sativa (arugula), 869 nucleotides. The record is from the annotation of a GenBank genome assembly. NCBI's taxonomy places the organism in Eukaryota, Viridiplantae, Streptophyta, Magnoliopsida, Brassicales, Brassicaceae.